AGGAGGCGCUCGGAAGCGGCUGCGGCGGGGAGCGGUGCACGGCGGGGCGGCAGCGGCUCCGGGGACAUGGCCAGCACCGCGCUCGUGCCCUGGGCGCUGCUCUGGCUGCUGGCGGCGCUGGGUUCGGCCGCCCGGACGCGGACGCGCCGGGAGUUGUCGCCGGGUUUGUACGAGCACGGGGUGUUCGAUGCCGGCGGCUCCUACUGCCAACGCGGGGAUGUCUGCUGCCGCGGGCGCGACGACGGCUGCACCGUGCCCUACCUCGACACCAUCUGCUACUGCGACCUCUUCUGCAACCGCACCGUCUCCGAUUGCUGCCCCGACUUCUGGGAGUACUGCCUGGGCAUCCCGGCCCCGUUCCCUAAAGCUGCAGGCUGCGUUCGCUCCGGUCGCGCUUAUCCCAGCGGGGCCACGUACCGGGACAACUGCAACCUGUGCACCUGCGGCCCUGCAGGGCAGUGGCAGUGUGAGGAGCACGCCUGCCUCGUGGAUGGGGACCUCAUCGACGCCGUCAACAGGGGAAAUUACGGGUGGAGAGCAGCCAACUACAGCCAGUUUUGGGGCAUGACGCUGGAGGACGGGAUGCGCUACCGCCUGGGCACCUUCCGGCCGCCCCCCACCGUCAUGAACAUGAAUGAGAUGCACAUGGCCAUGGACUCCAACGAGGUGCUGCCCCGCCACUUUGAUGCGGCCACCAAAUGGCCCGGGAUGAUCCAUGAGCCCCUGGACCAGGGCAACUGCGCCGGCUCCUGGGCCUUCUCCACGGCAGCCGUCGCCUCCGACCGCAUCUCCAUCCAUUCCAUGGGCCACAUGACGCCCUCCCUGUCGCCCCAAAACCUCCUGUCCUGUGACACACGCAACCAGCGGGGCUGCAGCGGGGGGCGGCUGGAUGGAGCCUGGUGGUACCUGCGCAGGAGGGGGGUGGUGACAGACGAGUGCUACCCCUUCACCAGUCAGGAGAGCCAGCCUGCUGCACAGCCCUGCAUGAUGCACAGCCGCUCCACGGGCCGGGGCAAGAGGCAGGCCACAGCGCGCUGCCCCAACCCCCAGAGCCACGGCAAUGAGAUCUACCAGUCCACCCCUGCCUACCGCCUGGCCCCCAGUGAGAAGGAAAUCAUGAAGGAGCUGAUGGAGAACGGCCCUGUGCAAGCCAUCCUGGAGGUGCACGAGGAUUUUUUCCUGUACAAGAGUGGGAUCUAUCGGCACACACCAGUGGCUGAGGGGAAGGGGCCGAAGCACCAGCAGCAUGGCACGCACUCAGUGAAAAUCACAGGGUGGGGUGAGGAGCAGCUGCCCGACGGCCAGAUCCAAAAAUACUGGACCGCGGCCAACUCGUGGGGCAGAGCGUGGGGCGAGGACGGGCAUUUCCGCAUCGCCCGCGGCGUCAACGAGUGUGAGGUGGAGAGCUUCGUGGUGGGCGUGUGGGGCCGCGUCAGCGUGGAGGACAUGGCCCAUAAGUGAGCGCAGACCCUGCGGAGCUUUCCUUGUCCCUGCCCUGCCCUGCAGCCCCCCCCGGCCCCAGCAGGGACACCCCGGGUCGGACCCCUCGUGCCGCCGGGCGCUGACGCAGCGGCCGGGGUGCAUUGGGCCGUGCACGGGGUGUGGGGCCGGGGCGGGGGGCAUCGCAUUGCCUGUGGGACGGAGGAUUUACUCACUAAUCCAGCCCGGGCUCAGCCGGCUUUGUUGGCAGUCGGGGGCUCUUCAAAAGCAGCCACCCCUGCCCGCGGUGUCUGAGCCCCCCCCGGUCGCGUACGUAGGGCGGGAGGUGCUGUAGGAUCCCCCAGGCAAAGCACGGCUCCUACAGCCCUCCGUCUGCCCCUAUGGAGAUGCGGGGGGUAAAAUGCCGCGGCACCGGGAGAGGGGAGGACGGGGGAGGCUCCAUCUGAGUCCCCAAGGAGGAGGAGCCCAGGGCUGGAUGCUACCUGAUAAGGAUGGCGUCCCUGCAGCUCCCUCCCCCCCUCCCCAUGGUGCUAAGGCCCCGGUGCAGGGAAACGGCCGCUGCAACCAGCCCUGGGGUCUCCAGGCCCCCCCCUGUGUCCCCACCCCUGCCAAAGGAGGGACCCGAGCUGCCGCACAGCCUCACCUAACCUUCAACCCCCCCCAGGCUGUACUUUUAAGUCUCUUUUUUUUGGUAUUUAUUUUGCUUUUUAUUAUUUGUAAAUAAAACUCCUCGAAGUCUC
Messenger RNA from Tympanuchus pallidicinctus (lesser prairie-chicken), 2180 nucleotides. It is a transcript of the gene TINAGL1, whose product is annotated as tubulointerstitial nephritis antigen like 1. The transcript has 12 exons. Gene Ontology annotation, biological process: proteolysis. The coding region runs from base 67 to 1461 and encodes 464 amino acids. Gene Ontology annotation, molecular function: cysteine-type peptidase activity; peptidase inhibitor activity. The record is from RefSeq and is a predicted model, not a curated record. Gene Ontology annotation, cellular component: lysosome. NCBI's taxonomy places the organism in Eukaryota, Metazoa, Chordata, Aves, Galliformes, Phasianidae.